UAGUAUACCAAAGUGCAACUUGUGAAAGAAAUUACUCCUGUUAACCAUUGCUCUGGGUCAGGCAAGGUGUGCUGUGCUCUGAGCCCACAAUAUGCCACAAGAAGAGGGUCACUUCAGCUACGGCCAUCUGAGGAAGGGGCAUGGCCACGCUUACAUCACGACUGCAGAGGCUGCGGGGAUUGGCAUCCUGACGGUGAUCCUUGGAAUUUUACUGCUCAUUGGCUGCUGGUACUGUAGAAGACGAAGUGGAUACAGAACCUUGACGGAGAAAAGCCUUGAUGCUGGUGCUCAAAGUACCUUACAGGGAAGAUGCGCACAUGAAGGCCUGGGUCAUCGGGACACUAAACUGUCUUCUCAGGAGAAAAACAGUGAAGCUCUGGUUCCUAAUGCUCCACCUACUUAUGAGAAACUCUCUGGAGAACACUCACCACCACCUUAUUCACCCUGAGAGCCAGUGAGCUGCCUGAGAAAAGUUGAAAUAAUUUCUCUCACAUUUUAGUUUUAAUUUAGCACAGACACCUAAUAUUCUGCUUUAGGAUGCUGUGACAACAAUGUGCAUCUC
Molecule: messenger RNA, 562 nt
Organism: Octodon degus (degu)
Lineage: Eukaryota; Metazoa; Chordata; Mammalia; Rodentia; Octodontidae
Gene: Mlana
Product: melan-A
Exons: 5
Coding region: 92-448 (118 amino acids)
Cellular component (GO): trans-Golgi network; melanosome; endoplasmic reticulum membrane
Source: RefSeq, a predicted model, not a curated record